Messenger RNA from Knipowitschia caucasica, 843 nucleotides. NCBI's taxonomy places the organism in Eukaryota, Metazoa, Chordata, Actinopteri, Gobiiformes, Gobiidae. The record is from the annotation of a GenBank genome assembly.
AUGCAUAAGCACCAGCUGCCCACUAUUCCCCCGUCUCUGAUUACAGCCCAGAACAGAGUCAGGCGAGUCCUCUGUGUACGACUGUGCGGGACUGGAGCACCUGGAGGAAACCUACGCAGACACGUAGGCCCCAUCUGGUGGUCAGGGGCUGUGGUCAGGGGCUGUGGUCAGGAGGCAGUGGUCGGUGGUCAAGAGGCAGUGGUCGGUGGUCAGGAGUCAGUGGUCAGGAGUCAGUGGUCAGGAGGCAGUGGUCAGGAGGCAGUGGUCAGGAGGCAGUGGUCGGUGGUCAAGAGGCAGUGGUCAGGAGGCAGUGGUCAGUGGUCAGGAGGCAGUGGUCAGUGGUCAGGAGGCAGUGGUCAGUGGUCAGGAGGCAGUGGUCAGUGGUCAGGAGGCAGUGGUCAGGAGGCAGUGGUCAGGAGGCAGUGGUCAGUGGUCAGGAGGCAGUGGUCAGGAGGCAGUGGUCAGGAGGCAGUGGUCGGUGGUCAAGAGGCAGUGGUCAGGAGGCAGUGGUCAGUGGUCAGGAGGCAGUGGUCAGUGGUCAGGAGGCAGUGGUCAGUGGUCAGGAGGCAGUGGUCAGGAGGCAGUGGUCAGGAGUCAGUGGUCAGUGGUCAGGAGGCAGUGGUCAGUGGUCAGGAGGCAGUGGUCAGGAGGCAGUGGUCAGGAGUCAGUGGUCAGUGGUCAGGAGGCAGUGGUCAGGAGGCAGUGGUCAGGAGGCAGUGGUCAGGAGGGUGUCAGGGGUUGGGGGGUGAGGAUCCGGUCGAUGCUCCUCUCUGGGACGUCUUUAUGAAGGAAAGUGUAAUUAGUCCCACUGAGAGCAGGGAUAAAGUUCAGCUGAGCUCAUAA